AUGACAUCAUCAAAAACCACCUUAGCAGAGUUUUCAAAUGGUAUUAAAAUACCCAUAAAAGUACCUAAUGAAAAAUUCAUAAAGAAAUUAGUAAAGAGGUAUAAGAAGCAAGAACAAAUAGAUUAUGACGACGUAUUCUAUUUGUUCUUAUUAACUUUACAAAAUGAAAUUGAACAUAAUCACAUUUACAAAGAACUUCAUUCCCAACUUAUGAAUGAAAUUGCUUUAGUCGCUUCCGUGACUUGGAGAAAUUGUCCAAUUUAUUAUGAACAAGCUUUUGUGAGAUUGGCUUCCAGAAUCUCUUCCUCAAAUGAUACAAAGGACAACUUUUCUUUUACUAUAUUUUGGAAAACUUUAGCAUCUAGAAUAAGAAAAUCUUAA
Messenger RNA from Entrophospora candida, 381 nucleotides. The record is from the annotation of a GenBank genome assembly. NCBI's taxonomy places the organism in Eukaryota, Fungi, Glomeromycota, Glomeromycetes, Entrophosporales, Entrophosporaceae.